AUGGCGGGCUUGGAAGUGCUGUUCGCAUCGGCGGCGCCGGCCAUCACCUGCGCGCAGGACGCGCUUGUCUGUUUCCUGCACUGGGAAGUUGUGACGCAUGGCUAUCAUGGCUUGGGCACCGGCGACGAGUCAGGUCCCAAUGAUAAGAAGUCAGAACUGCUGCCUGCUGGGUGGAACAACAGUAAAGACCUGUAUGUCCUCCGGUAUGAGUCCAAGGACGGGUCGCGGAAGCUCCUUUUGAAGGCUGUCACCGUGGAAAACAGCAUGAUCAUCAACGUGCUAGAAUGUGGUUCACAGCAAGUGGCAGACUUGACUUUGAAUUUGGAUGAUUAUAUUGAUGGAGAACACCUGGGUGACUUCCACAGAGCUUACAAGAACAGUGAGGAACUUCGGUCUCGUAUUUUGUCUGGAAUCAUCUCCCCAAUCCAUGACCACUCGGAAAAGGCCAGUGUGAGCAGUCCUCAACGAGAGUUCCCCCCUGCCACUGCCAGAGAGGUGGACCCACUUCGGAUUCCCCCACACUACCCGCCUCACUCCACCCGGCAGCCUCCUUGGCGUGAUCCCCUGGGCCCAUUUUCUGUCGGGGGAGAAGACCUGGACCCCUUUGGGUAUGGGCGAGGUGGCAUGAUUGUGGAUCCCCUGAGAUCUGGCUUCCCCAGAGCACUUAUUGACCCAUCCUCAGGCCUCCCAAACAGGCUUCCUCCAGGCGCUGUGCCCCCAGGAGCACGCUUUGACCCCUUUGGACCCAUCGGAACCAGCCCAUCUGGACCUAACCCAGACCAUCUGCCCCCACCGGGCUUCGAUGACAUGUACCUGUGA
Messenger RNA from Elephantulus edwardii (Cape elephant shrew), 819 nucleotides. It is a transcript of the gene PSMF1, whose product is annotated as proteasome (prosome, macropain) inhibitor subunit 1 (PI31). The transcript has 7 exons. Lineage: Eukaryota; Metazoa; Chordata; Mammalia; Macroscelidea; Macroscelididae. Gene Ontology annotation, biological process: proteasome-mediated ubiquitin-dependent protein catabolic process. The record is from RefSeq and is a predicted model, not a curated record. Bases 1 to 819 code for a protein of 272 amino acids. Gene Ontology annotation, molecular function: proteasome binding; endopeptidase inhibitor activity.